UCUCUCUCUACCCGUGGCGUGCUCCACUCCUUCAGUCCUUCUUCUUCUUCUUCUACCUCCCGGCGGCCUCCGCCUUAUUAGUAUCUCGCCUCACCACACAUCUAGCAGACAGCCAGACACACGGUGCUUGCUCUCUCCCCAGAGGCUCCUCCGAAGUUCCAACAUAUAUAUAUACCACCACCGCCCGCGGCGCCGCCGCCACCUCCACGCCGGACGGCCACCAAGCAAGCAUGGACAUGGUUUCGCAGUCCGAGCACCUGUGCUACGUCCGCUGCACCUACUGCAACACCGUGCUCGCGCUGCAGGUUGGGGUUCCAUGCAAGAGGCUGAUGGACACGGUGACUGUCAAGUGCGGCCACUGCAACAACCUCUCCUACCUCAGUCCACGGCCCCCCAUGGUGCAGCCGCUCUCGCCGACUGAUCACCCCUUGGGGCCAUUCCAGUGUCAGGGACCCUGCAAUGACUGCAGGAGGAACCAACCGCUGCCGCUGGCCUCGCCGACAUCAACUGAGCUCAGCCCGAGAAUGCCUUUCGUUGUCAAGCCCCCGGAGAAGAAACACCGCCUCCCAUCUGCUUACAAUCGCUUCAUGAGGGAGGAGAUUCAGCGCAUCAAAGCUGCGAAGCCAGAUAUCCCUCACAGGGAGGCCUUCAGCAUGGCUGCCAAGAAUUGGGCGAAGUGCGACCCGCGCUGCUCGACGACUGCCUCUACUGCCACUUCCAACAGCGCUCCAGAACCUAGAGUUGUGCCCACUCCUCAGGUAACUGAGGCACGCUUUGAUCUGGAGGAUAGGGCCAAGGAGCAAGUCAUUGAGAGCUUCGACAUCUUCAAGCAGAUUGAGCGCAGCAUCUAGAGGCCGAUCGAUGGAGCGGUAGCCCAGAGGAUCGAGUACCAUCAGCCAUAUAUAUAAUCUAUGCCGUAUCACCGUACGCAAGCAUGCAUCUAUCCCCGGUCAUUCUGUACUUUUACCCCGUGUUAUUACUGUUGCUAUUAUUCUUGUUGUUGGUUGGAUUGUACGCACCCUUUAAUUAUGAACCGCUACCCUAUAUAAUAUUUGCCAUCUUAUUGUUAUUGUUCCUUAUA
Sorghum bicolor (sorghum) is the source of this 1081-nucleotide messenger RNA. Its product is annotated as protein DROOPING LEAF. The transcript has 7 exons. The record is from RefSeq and is a predicted model, not a curated record. Gene Ontology annotation, biological process: leaf development; cell fate commitment; floral meristem determinacy. Bases 231 to 851 code for a protein of 206 amino acids. NCBI's taxonomy places the organism in Eukaryota, Viridiplantae, Streptophyta, Magnoliopsida, Poales, Poaceae. Gene Ontology annotation, cellular component: nucleus.